Molecule: messenger RNA, 117 nt
Organism: Strongylus vulgaris
Lineage: Eukaryota; Metazoa; Nematoda; Chromadorea; Rhabditida; Strongylidae
Source: the annotation of a GenBank genome assembly
AUGGUGUACUUACAUAUGUGCAGGUUGCAAAUGCCGGAGUUGGGCUACAGUAUACUUCCACGCUUCUUCGAAGAAGCAGCAACUGUAUUUGGGGGAGUCCAAAGCACCGGGAAUUAG